AUGUGCCUGACUGAUAUCGCCGGGCCGCCGCCGGGCUGCGCCAAGCCUGGCCUGGCUGCCCCACGCCAAGAUUCAUGCCCGGCAAACAAGCCUCACUUUGUUCCUGUGGGAAAGUCCGGCCUCUCAGGAAAGAGCUUCUCUCCGCCGGGCCCUGGGCUGGGGACGCGCAAGUUGAACAAAGCCUCAUCCGCUGGCCACGAUUCAUGGGCCCAAGGUCCACCUCCGCCCCGGAGAGGAGAGGAGAGGAGAGGACGGGUCUGCCCAGGGGGUGGAACUCCGGGCCAUCCCUUUGUCCCCCUCCUCCGGAAGCCCCUGCUGGAAGGGGCGUUCCUGAUUCCCUAUGUGGUGUUUUUCAUCUGCUGUGGAAUUCCUGUCUUCUUCCUGGAAACAGCUCUGGGGCAGUUCACAAGUGAAGGUGGCAUUACCUGCUGGAGGAGAGUCUGCCCCUUAUUUGAAGGCAUUGGCUAUGCAACGCAGGUGAUCGAGGCACACCUCAAUGUCUACUACAUCAUCAUCCUGGCAUGGGCCAUUUUCUACCUAAGCAAUUGCUUCACUACCGAGCUCCCCUGGGCCACCUGUGGGCACGAGUGGAACACAGAGAAAUGUGUGGAGUUCCAGAAGCUGAAUGUCAGCAACUACAGUCACGUGUCCCUGCAGAAUGCCACCUCCCCGGUCAUGGAAUUCUGGGAACGCCGGGUCCUGGCUAUAUCUGAUGGUAUCGAGCACAUUGGGAACCUCCGUUGGGAGCUGGCAUUGUGUCUCCUGGCAGCCUGGACCAUCUGCUACUUCUGCAUCUGGAAGGGUACCAAGUCGACUGGAAAGGUCGUGUAUGUCACUGCAACCUUCCCCUACAUCAUGCUGUUGAUCCUCCUAAUCCGAGGUGUCACGUUGCCAGGCGCCUCUGAAGGCAUCAAGUUCUACCUGUACCCCGACCUCUCCCGGCUCUCUGAUCCACAGGUGUGGGUGGACGCUGGGACGCAGAUCUUUUUCUCCUACGCCAUCUGCCUGGGCUGCCUGACCGCUCUGGGGAGUUACAACAACUAUAACAACAACUGCUACAGGGACUGCAUUAUGCUCUGCUGUCUGAACAGUGGCACCAGUUUCGUGGCUGGGUUCGCCAUCUUCUCAGUCCUGGGCUUCAUGGCGUACGAGCAGGGAGUGCCCAUUGCUGAGGUGGCAGAGUCAGGUCCUGGACUGGCUUUCAUCGCCUACCCCAAGGCUGUCACUAUGAUGCCCCUCUCCCCGUUGUGGGCUACCUUGUUCUUCAUGAUGCUCAUCUUCCUGGGCCUGGACAGCCAGUUCGUGUGUGUCGAGAGCCUUGUGACUGCCGUGGUAGACAUGUACCCCAAAGUCUUCCGGAGGGGCUACCGUCGAGAACUGCUCAUCCUAGCCCUGUCCAUCAUCUCCUAUUUCCUAGGCCUGGUGAUGUUGACAGAGGGUGGGAUGUACAUCUUCCAGCUUUUUGACUCCUAUGCCGCCAGUGGCAUGUGCUUGCUCUUUGUAGCCAUCUUUGAGUGCGUCUGCAUCGGCUGGGUAUAUGGAAGCAACCGGUUCUAUGACAACAUUGAGGACAUGAUUGGCUAUCGGCCACUGUCACUUAUCAAGUGGUGCUGGAAAGUUGUGACCCCUGGGAUCUGCGCGGGCAUCUUCAUCUUCUUUCUGGUCAAGUACAAGCCCCUCAAGUACAACAAUGUGUACACAUACCCAGCUUGGGGCUACGGCAUUGGCUGGCUGAUGGCUCUGUCCUCCAUGCUAUGCAUCCCACUCUGGAUCUUCAUCAAGGUGUGGAAGACAGAGGGCACCCUGCCCGAGAAAUUAAAGAAGUUGACAGUUCCCAGCGCUGAUCUGAAAAUGCGGGGCAAGCUUGGAGCCAGCCCACGGACGGUGACCGUUAAUGACUGUGAGGCCAAGGUCAAGGGCGACGGGACCAUCUCUGCCAUCACAGAGAAGGAGACACACUUCUGA
Messenger RNA from Cricetulus griseus (Chinese hamster), 1965 nucleotides. Lineage: Eukaryota; Metazoa; Chordata; Mammalia; Rodentia; Cricetidae. The record is from RefSeq and is a predicted model, not a curated record.